Cornus florida is the source of this 2052-nucleotide messenger RNA. Its product is annotated as F-box protein SKIP22-like. The record is from RefSeq and is a predicted model, not a curated record. The transcript has a single exon. Gene Ontology annotation, molecular function: protein binding. Lineage: Eukaryota; Viridiplantae; Streptophyta; Magnoliopsida; Cornales; Cornaceae. The coding region runs from base 385 to 1857 and encodes 490 amino acids.
AAAACCUCCUAAGUAACUUGUGUAAUUUGUCUUUUUUUAAACGGGCAUUUUAAGUUUGAAAGCCUGUUUUGAGAGUGCAAAAGCCCCACCCAAACCGGCCCUUUAGAUUUAGCUCAAUCGUAAAAGUGAAUGAUUUAAGUCUAUUUUCUAAAUAUUAAAAAGGAAAACAAAAUCUUCAUUUUUUCUUUUUUAUCUUUUUUUAUUUUUUAUCAACAAUUGAAUAAACCCAAUGUCUUUUAUAAAUAGACACUUCUUUGAGAAAAGAUUUCCGAGUCGACCGAGAUUCUAAGAGUACCUUGUGCAUAUAAGUGCUCUAUAGCGGUCAGAAGGACGAGCUUUCCAAACUCUCUUCAGUUUUUCUCAAAUCCUCUUCGAAUUCGCACCAUGAAACUGAGGCUCAAAUCACUUGAAACCAAAGAAACCCUAAGAAUUGAAGUACCCAAUUCAUCAAUAUCUCUCCAACACCUCAAAGAUGUCAUUCUUCAUAGUAUUUCUUCUUCCUCUUCCUCUUCCUCUUCCAUACACCUUUCUCUCAAUCAGAAGAACGAGCUUCAUGGUUCAUAUGAAGGCACUCUUCAGUCUCUAGGCAUCACCUCUGGCGAUCUCAUCUUCUUCACUGUCAACCCGAAUUGGUUUUCCUCAGAAACAGAAACCCUAACUGCCCAAUCCCAUACUCCUCAAAAACCCAAUUCAGAACACCAUCGGAAUCAACAAAUAUCCCCGUCCAUAGAAAAACAGUUCCAGAAAGAACACGUGUUGAAAAGUGAAACCCUAGAUUUUGAAUCUGGGGAUGGUGAGAUUAAGCCCGAGGAAGAUAAAAAGUUGAGUUUGUCUGUGACAGAGUAUGUGGAUGUUGAUGAUCGGUGGUCUGUACCUUGUUUUCUGAGGAAAGCGUUUGGGAAAGAGGCGGUUGGUGAUGGUGGUGGUUAUCAGCUGUUGGUGAUUGCUGUUCAUGCUGUUUUGUUAGAGUCUGGCUUCGUUAGAGUUGAUCCUGUCUCAAAAUUGAUUCUUGAUGGGUUUAAUCCCAACGAAUGGCCUUCGUCUUCUUUCAAGAUGGUGAUUUCAUACACUCUUCCUGAGAUUCUAGGUACUAGGAAUGGAAUUGAAACUGUUGUAUUGAGGUUUGCGAGUGUAGGCAAGUUUCUUAACAUUUAUGGAUUUCCUGGGUCUUACCAAGUGUACCUAGACAAAGACCGAUUGGUUCCAUUCUUGAAUGUAGUGUGGGCAAAUUGUGGGUGGUUUGAUGAAUCAAAUGGAAAGGAUUUGUAUUCCGAUACAUACCCUGAAAUAGAAGUGUUAAAAAUUUGGAAGAUUGUGAAGGAUAAAAUUGCAUUGCCUCUUCUAAUUGAUUUAUGCGAGAAAGCUGGUUUGGCACCUCCACCUUGCUUUAUGAGCCUACCCACCAGCCUUAAACGCAAGAUUUUGGAGUCACUAGCCGGCAUUGAUCUUGGUAGAGUGGGAUGUGUAUGUUCGGAGCUGUUCUAUUUGUCGUCGAAUGAUGAUUUGUGGAAGCAAAAGUUUGUGGAGCAGUUUGGCAAUUUGGUAGGAUCACAGGGAAGGAGCCAUUGGAAAGAGAAGUUUGCUAAGUGUUGGGAGUGUAGGACAAGGGCUUCUCCAUCUCUUAUGGGUGUGAGAAGAGACUUUAAUCCAGUGGGGGUUCUAGGAUUUAUUGGUGGUCAUUAUCACUACUUGCCAUUUCUUGCCAUCCCACUACCACCUAGCGUAGCCUUCCAACAUUAUCCAGCACCUCAGAAUUUCAGGCUUCAUUGUAAUUUGGGAGGACAGGGUGCUUUAUCUAGGAGUUUGAAUUAUCCUUGGUUAUGGUUGAAUGCUGAUUCUGAGUCGCUUUGGAGGUAGUACAACUUAUAUGCUUAAUUAAGUGUUUGUUUGGUCUCUCUUACUAUAAGAAGAGAGAGAGUCAGGAACCAUGUCUCAUGUUUAAUAAUUUAUAUGGUUUUUAAUAUUUAUAUAGAUGAUCUCCAACUGCUGUGUUGCUUACUAUGUUUGUUGCGUUAUGCACUUGAGAUGACAACCUUGGUUGUGUUUGUGCUA